Messenger RNA from Lotus japonicus, 3162 nucleotides. Its product is annotated as filament-like plant protein 6. The transcript is spliced from 6 exons. The coding region runs from base 262 to 2901 and encodes 879 amino acids. The record is from RefSeq and is a predicted model, not a curated record. Lineage: Eukaryota; Viridiplantae; Streptophyta; Magnoliopsida; Fabales; Fabaceae.
GCACACUGGCAGGAGCGUUUAAACAGUGACCGCGCACGCACGCUAAACCUUCAUCCCGCUCCUCUUCACUUUUGUCUCUUUCUCUCUCUUCUCUUCAGAGGAGCGUUUAAUUAACACUCUGCAUUCAACUCCACUCUUCAAAUUCAAACCCCAACCUCCAUUUCCCAUUUUCAUUCUGCGCGUUCGUUGUUUCCAUCACAGAAACUAUAAAACCUCCUCCAUUCUUUUCUCUUCUUCUUCUUCUCAAGGUAGAAUUCUGAGAUGGACCGCAAGGGUUGGCCCUGGAAGAAAAAAUCAUCUGAUAAAAUCUCAAAGGCUGAGAAGCCAGUGGAUACACCUGAAUCUGUUGGCUCUACCUUGUCUUCUGUGGCAAAUCUAGGAGAUCAGAAGGAAAACUACAAAAAUAAGAACUAUGUUCAAAUAUCCAUGGAAUCAUACACACACAUUUCUGGAUUGGAAGAUCAAGUUUUAAACUUAGAGGAUCAAGUAAAAAGUUUGGAAGCAAAGCUAUCUGCAGCAUGUUCGGAAUUAAAUACAAAGGAAAAUCUAGUUAAACAGCAUGCAAAAGUUGCUGAGGAAGCAGUCUCAGGUUGGGAGAAAGCUGAUGCAGAAGUUGUUUCCUUAAGACGCGAACUAGAAUCUAUGACACUCUCAAAGCUUAGUGUUGAUGAGAGAGCAUCUCACUUAGAUGGAGCGCUGAAAGAAUGCACGAGGCAGAUAAGAAUUGUGAAGGAGGAAAGUGAGCAGAAACUGCAGGAAGUAGUUCUUUUGAAAUCCCAGCAGUGGGAGAAAAUCAAGUUAGAGCUCCAAGCACAGAUAAACAAAUUGGAUAAAGGACUUCGUGAGGAAGCUUGUGAAAACGCUGCCCUUCUGAGAUCACUUCAAGACAGUUCGAAUAAACUAGUCAAACUAAAGGAAGAAAAGUCAGAAGCUGAGGCUGAGGUAGAGCUUCUAAAGAAGAAUGUUCAAUCAUAUGAAAAAGAAGUAACUUCAUUGAAGUAUGAGCUGCACGUAAUGUCUAAGGAGCUGGAUAUCCGAAAUGAAGAGAAGAGUAUAAUUAUGAGAUCUGCAGAUGUGGCAAACAAACAACAGUUAGAGGAUGUUAAGAACAUUGCCAAACUAGAGGGUGAGUGCCAAAGACUUCGUGUUCUGUUGCGAAAGAAGUUACCUGGGCCUGCUGCAUUGGCACAAAUGAAGCUAGAGAUUGAGAGUUCACACCAUGUCAUCAGUGGACCUCAUCUAAGAAAAACUGGUAGCCUGCGAGAAUCCAAGUUUCUUACCAAACAACUGGAGGUUUUGGAAGAAGAAACAAAAACAUUGAAAAGAACUUUGGCCUCAAGUAAUGCUGAGCUGCAGGCUUCUAGAAACUUAUACGCGAAAACAGUUGGCAUACUUAAGAGCUUAGAAGCAGAGAUGCAGGUUCUUCACCAAGAAAGAAGUGCCCAGAAAUCAGUUUUGGCAAACAAUUAUAGAAGUUCUAGCAAUCUGCCAAGCAUCACUUCUAUCUCUGAUAGUGGGCAUAGGGAUCCAGAAAAUCCUGUUGAGUCACAUGCAACCUCAAAUUGUGACCAUUCUGAUACCGGUAGAGAUAAAAGUUCAGGUAAAUUGGAUAAUCACAAGAGUGAAACCUUCUCUGAACUGAUGGACGACUUUCUGGAAGUGGAGAAAAUGGCAUGUUUACCAGACAAUGGCAGUGUACUUAUUGGCAAAGUCAAUGACAAUUCUGAAGUUAAGCAAUCAGAUGAGACUCCUAAAGCCAGAGAGACCAGCUGUUCUCCUAAUCAAAAUUGUUUUGACACUACAAAGCCGGAAAUAGAGCCUGAUUCUGACAAUGAUUAUCUUACCAUAUUGAAGAGGCUUCAAUCUUUAAUUUCUAUGGUCAUUAAUGCUAAAACAAAGGACUCCAAUACUUGGAUGUUUUUUGAGGAUCUUCGAGGUACCUUGUCUGAAUUGAGAGGUUACCUUCCACCAAAUUCAGAAUGCCCUCUCUGUUUGAAAUCUAAUCUCAAUGAUAGAGAAUUGGAUAGAGAUGAUUGUUUUACUCAACUCAGUUCAAAUUUUGAGGUUCCCGGAGAAGUUAGUCCAGGUUCUGAGUUGAAAGAUAAAACAGCUGAACAUGAUGAGUACUUGCAAGAUCAUGAGGAAAACAUGCAGCUUAUGGCAGAACUGAAAGCACAAUUGGCAUCAUCUCAGGAAUCACACAGCUUGGCUGAGAUUCAGCUGAAAUGCAUGACAGAAUCUUAUAAGGCACUUCAAAUACAUGUAGAGGAGUUAGAAGCUGAAAUUAAGUUUUUAAAGGAAAGGGUAGAUGAACUAAAGAACAAUCUUGCGGAGGAGAAACAAUGUCAUCAUGAUGCUUUAGUGAGGUACAAAGAAAUUGAAGAGAAAAUGCAAAGGAACAAGUGCUUGGUGUGUGCAUCAAAUUCGGCUGCAAACAAUGACAUCAGUACUGCGAAGGAUAAAGAGCUAGCAGCUGCAGAGAAAAAGCUAGCAGAAUGUCAAGAGACUCUGCAUGUACUUGCUAAGCAAUUGCGAGCUAUGUGUCCUCAAAUAGGCGUAACGAUGUCUCAUCAUAAUAAAAGGCUUCAAAUGAAUGAAAUGAUAGCUAAACCAACUUGUGGGUGGUCAAAUUCUUGCGGGUCCAGUAACUCAAAUGAAAUUGAUCAGGCUGAGGCAUCUAGCGCGUCUUCUGAUUCUGACAUUCAAGGAGUGAUUGAUGAGUUUUCGUCGCAGAAUUUCGGGUCCAUAUCAGAUACUGAAGGCAAUUUUUCAUUGAAUUCUUCAAUAGGCUCAAGCCAUCCUGGUAUUGAAUCAAAUUCCUAUUCUUCUGCUUCUGCUAAAGGGAAGCAUGCACAAGGUUUGAGCCACUUCUUUUCCUCAAAAGAGAAGAUUAAUCACUAGCAUUUUUUUUGCUUCUUCUCUUCAAAAGAGAAGACUAAUCACUGGCAUUUUUUGUUGCUUCUCAAGUAUCAGAGGGAGCUCCCUGAUGAUAUUUGUACAUAUGACUAUAUAGUAAAAAUUUGUGGAGAGUGAUGUCUGUGUCUGUAUUCUCCUGAAUAUUUUUGAAUUUAGGUAAAUCUUGAUUCCAUACAUCACACUUCUAUGCCAUGAAUCAGUGAAGCUUCACCAAAUAGACAAUGAUACUCUUCCAUCAUUCUAUUA